Molecule: messenger RNA, 892 nt
Organism: Momordica charantia (bitter melon)
Lineage: Eukaryota; Viridiplantae; Streptophyta; Magnoliopsida; Cucurbitales; Cucurbitaceae
Source: RefSeq, a predicted model, not a curated record
GUGACUUUAUGAUUUUCACUCAAACAACCAUCAUUAAACGUUGAACAACUAAAAGAGAAAAAUGAAACGAAUUAAUGAGUUAUCAAUUUUUCAACCGAGGCGAGAACGAGAUUUGACAAGUUAAUUAAGCCAAGUAUAUUUUGGUACAAAAUAUGAUGAGUGGGUGAAUAAUAGUGAAUGGUAGAGCCAUAAUAGAGAUGGAAGCCGGAACCGGAAGUGGACCACUGAGCCAAUGAAGACUUUUGUUUGUUUUUUUGUUUUUUUUUUUUUUUGUUGUGGUUUAUAAAAUAAAGCAAAUUAAGCAGAGGGUGUAGUGUGUAGGGAGAGAAAUCAGUAAUUCGCGUACACCAUGAGUUUCCUCCAAAACAUCUGGGACGAAACCCUUGCCGGUCCUCCGCCGGAUUCCGCCCUGGGACGCCUUCGCAAGUACAAUUCCUUCGCCGCCCACAGAUCUCCGCCGAUGACGAUCUCCAUUCCUAGCCCUACUACCCUCUCUCACACUCAUGACUCGCGGCCGCCGCCGACUCCACCGCCGGUGACGCCUCGAGACGACGAUAUCAAGAGACUAAUCACGAGGAGAAGAUCUCUUGAUUUUCCUCGCCCCCUGGAACUCCCUGACCGAACAACCCCUUCCGUUUACGAUUGGAUCGUAAUAACAGCUCUAGAUCGUUGACGGAAGAUCAAGAGAUGACUGCUCUAAUUUUAUGCGGAAACGAGGCAUAAAUCUCUUUAAUUCUCUUUUGUUCAACCCAAUUAUAUUAAUAUGUAUAUAUCUAUAUCUUUGCUUUUUUUUUUUUGUCAUUUUUAUGUACAACAAAUUUCCUUCCAGAUGUACAAACUAAUAAUUACUGUAGUCAACAAAGGAGCAUGACUAUUAUGUAGUUGAGACUGA